This is a messenger RNA of Pangasianodon hypophthalmus (striped catfish), 5980 nucleotides long. RefSeq names its product protein O-GlcNAcase. The transcript is spliced from 17 exons. The coding region runs from base 312 to 2708 and encodes 798 amino acids. Gene Ontology annotation, biological process: glycoprotein metabolic process. Gene Ontology annotation, molecular function: beta-N-acetylglucosaminidase activity. NCBI's taxonomy places the organism in Eukaryota, Metazoa, Chordata, Actinopteri, Siluriformes, Pangasiidae. The record is from RefSeq and is a predicted model, not a curated record.
UUCGCGACGGAACCGUCAGUUACAGUCGGAUAAAGAAACGAGCACGAUCAGUAAUAUCAUCCUCACUUCACUCACACCUAUUCCCCCCAGUGGUCUAUACCUGAGGAAUCAGAUAUACGGGCACAGAGCUCACUAUUUCUCCGACUCUUUGGGCACUGAGAGGUUAAACUGGGCUUCAGUGAAGUGAAGCAUCUCGGGCUGUUCAGCUGCUACCUGGGAGAAGAGGAUGGAGAGAUGGAGGCAGCAUAAGAGCCGUAGUGUGUGCUGAUCACACGAGCUUUUCCUUUCGUUUUCGAGCCACAAUCACAGCGAUGGAGGGGAAAGAGGAGUUUUUGUGCGGGGUUGUUGAAGGUUUUUAUGGGCGGCCCUGGUCCAUGGAGCAGAGAAAAGUGCUGUUUCAGUGGAUGCAAAGAUGGGGUUUGAACACAUAUCUCUAUGGUCCUAAAGAUGACCUGAAGCAUCGUUUGCUGUGGAGAGAGGUGUACUCCACAGAGGAGGAAGCACAGCUGAAAGCCCUGGUGCAUGAAGCCGAGUCGAGAGGGCUGAGGUUUGUGUAUGCUCUCUCUCCUGGUCAGGACAUUGUCUUCUCCAGCUCCUCUGACCUCACAUUGCUCAAGCGUAAACUUCGACAGGUGGCAGAACUGGGCUGCCAGGCGUUUGCCAUUCUGUUUGAUGACAUCGACCACUCGAUGUGUCAGGCUGAUACUGAGGCUUUCUCCUCAUUCGCUCAUGCUCAGGUGUCUGUGACCAAUGAGAUCUUCCGUUUCCUGGGGGAACCGCCUGUCUUCCUGUUCUGCCCCACUGAGUACUGCAGCUCGCUCUGCUCUCCCAGUGUGUCCAAGUCUCCAUACCUGCUGACAGUAGGAGAAGAUCUGCUGCCAGGCAUCUCAGUCAUCUGGACCGGAAGCAAGGUGAUCUCUCGAGAGCUGAGUGCAGAUUCACUGAUGGAGGUGCAGUCAGUGUUACAGCGCCCUCCCCUGGUGUGGGACAAUCUGCAUGCUAAUGAUUACGAUUCACGUCGUGUCUUCCUGGGGCCUUUUAAGGGUCGUCCGCCUGGCCUCCAAGCUCAUCUCAGGGGUCUGCUGCUGAACCCUAACUGUGAAUUUGAAGCAAACUACAUCCCUCUACACACACUUGGGACAUGGCACAAAGCAGGGAAGGAGAAAAGAGAAGGUAAAGGGCAUCAGUACUGUCCGGAGCGAGCUCUUUCUGCUGCGCUGAAAGACUGGAUGUCUGAGCUGAACCAACCUCUACAGCCUGGACGGCAGAACAGGCCUACAGAGAACAAACCGUCUGCUCUCUCCUCCAAACCUAAACCUCCUGAAAGCUUAGACAAUCUGCAUGGAGCCCAGUCUAAAUCUCCGUCUGCUGCUGGGGCUCUGGUUCCUUCUUCCACCUCAGUGCUGAAGGUGUCGGCUGAGACUGAGAGUGAAGAGCAGGGCCCUGGAGGCCAAGGCUGGGAGAAGGCCUCAGGAAAGAGCCUGUGUGCUGGGAAAUCUCCACUCAGUGAGGCCCAAGUGCGACUGCUGGUGGGACUGUACUACCUGCCACAUGAGCAUGGUCCGCCUGCACAGAGCCUGCUGCAGGCACUUACCUGGCUCAAAAACCACUGCCAUUAUGUCAGUGUCAACGGCAGCAGCAAGAAGAUGCAACCGCAGAAGAUGGAGGAGUGGCGGGUGCGGGCAGGCCGGUUUCUGGUUGCGUGUGAUGAGAUUGCGGUUCUGCAUGGCAGCGUGGUUAACAGCGUGAACAGAGCUGUGCUCUAUGACCUUUACCCAUAUGUCUGGGACCUGAGAAACACGCUGCUUGUAGCCAAGGCCUUCAUCAGCUGGCUGGAGGGUCGGGUGGUAAGUGAUAGUUCUUCACUGGGCUCAUGGAAGAACUGUUUUCAUUGGUGUGGAGCCUCAUCAGGGGCGGAGCUUCUCGGUGUGGAGGCAGAGCCAUGGGUAUUUAAAGGAGGGCUGUCAGGGGAAGUGCAGAUGCUUCUUCCUGUAGGCACCAGCAGUGAGCUGUUCAGCCACCCCCCUCCUCUCUUCCCCACCUCUCGUCUCUACAACAUACGGCCCUUCCAGCUCAAAGACAAGGUGGAGCUGUACCACAUGGUGCGUCAACUUUAUCAGAAAACCAGAGGUGCUCAGGAUGUGACUGUGCUUCAUCCAGACUUCAUCGGUGACAGGUGUUUGGGUGCAUCUCUGGCCCUGUGCCCAGAAUACAGCUUUGUUCUGGAGGAUGAGCUGGGUGUGUGUGGGUGUGUUGCUGGCAUUCUGGAUGUACGCUUAUUUGUCAAGAGGUGCCAGGCCACCUGGCUGCCCGCUAUGAGAGACAAAUACCCCACACGUACACACGUGGCCAAUGGACACACUGCGCAGAAGGUCAGAGUUCAAACCAGGAGAGAUAAACAUCACAGGAUAAUGGAGGCGCUGCUGAGUUUGCAUGAAGAGCAGGAUUACCCAGACUCCCUGCUGUACCACUUCCCGUCUCAGCUCCGGCUUGAGGCAGUGCCUGAACUGGUGGACUGCAGUGUCAGCAGAAGCCUUCUCACGGCCCUGCUCACAGCACUCAAAGCUAACGGUUCCCAGGGCGUAUUUUGUGAGGUGCAGCCCACAGACCGGCUAAGGCUGGAGUUCCUCACUAAGCUGGGCUUUCUGGAGAUUGUGAGGGGAGAGGCUCACUCCACAGAGGGACUGAUCCUAGGCAGGCUGCUCUAGAGCCUUAACCAGCUCAUAAAUAAUCACUGAUGAUAUAAUUGGACUUUUUUGGGCAAAGUUACAUGUUAAACAGCCCUGCAGUUUAAAUAAGGGUGUCAAGUUCAAAGACAUGUCCUGCAUUCUGAUACAUCUUUCAACACGUCCUCAACCUCUUCCUUUUUGACGUUUCCUUUAGAUAUAAUACUCCAAUCACCAAUCAAGGUCCCUGAGAAGUCCAAGAGAAGUAUGUUAAAUGAUCCUUUGUGGAGAGCAGAGUACAUUGCAAUCUAACACAGAGAAAUAAAAUACUAAGUAUUUCCAAAAUUUACAUUUACUACAUUGAAAUUGGCUUUUUACUGUAGCCACUACUUCAUCUAUAGAUGACAGCUGAUGGAACUUUAUUACUGUACACAACUAGCUGUCUAGUAAAUCUGCUCUCCAGUACACCCUCAAUCCCUCUUUCUGCAAGUGGCCACUUGUGUCAUGUAGAUAAUACACACUACCCUGUAAUGGGGGUAGUUGAUGAGGGCCUGUUGAAAGCAGUACUGGAAUAAAGAGCUAUUUUGGGGCUGAAGAAGCACUUUGCCCAAAACAUGCUGUUGACUAACAGUCAACUGGCCACUGUGGCCUGGUUAGCAUGAUGCUAACUGCUCUAUACUAGCCUUUACAUGAUUAGCACCAUUAGUGUUAUGACUGGUGCAUUACUUAAAAGCGAUGAAUGAAAUUUAUUUGCAAAUGAUUAGUACCAUUUAACAUCUUUACCAGAGCUGUUUGUUUAAGCCUCACCACAGCACUUAGAAGGAGAGUUAGUUCAAAGAGGGAUUAGUUCUAAGCCAGCUGUUGCAAGUAUGAGGUCCCUCAUUGGGCCUUUCUGUUUAGACCUGUAUUUGUAAGCCUACAGUAAGAGAGGGGUGCAGUGGUCUGUACCAUGUUUUUUUCAUAUGUCCAUGUUUUGGUUUCUACUAAUGAGUAACACUGAAAAUGACCUGUGUCCUGUGGUGUAGUCCAGUCUAAAAUAGUCAUUUUACCAUGACUAUUCUCACUAAUGCUAAUAUUGGUAGCAUUUCACCAUUCUAUUUUUGUAACUGUAUCUGCAGUCACAUAAAAGUUCAUUCAGAAUCUGUAGAAAAUGAAGAAUUAACCAAUCAAAGUUCUUCAAAAAGCAUCAAAUGAAAGUGAACAAUCAAAUUCUAUUCCAUAUGUUCAAACAGAUGGGCAGGUUUUGUCUGACCCUGCCCUGCCAGUGAAGUCCACCUUGAAACACAUAAAUAUGUUGAAAUAUGUUUAUAUAGAAAUGAUUAUAUUGUGCUUAGCAAUUAUGGUGCUAAAUUGUUGGUUGGUGCCAAUAAGAACAUUUAUUCCAUUGAGAAGUUAGCAGAUUUCUCCCUCUCUGCCAUCAUUGCUAGCAAAGUUACAAUAGUGUUUAAUGGAAGAAAAUAUUUCAACAAUCUAAGUGAAAACGGUCAAGUUUUGCAGUUAGUUUCUUAAAACAAAAGAGCAAGAGUUUCUUUUCUCAUUCACCAUUUUCCAGUGACGUUCAACGUCAAAUGAAAAAUCCAACAUAAAAGUAGUGGAGAGAACAAAUGUUGGACUCAAAGUUCCAGAAUGCAGUGCAGCUAUGGAUGCAGGCCUGGCUAGGUAGAGAUCUACAACACGAUGAGUGCAAUGGCCUUGGUGGCAGUAUUAGCAUGAAAGUUAAAGCUUUGGAAGAUGAGCUGUUGGAGCAGAGUGUACAGAUGAGGAGGUGAGAGAGCUGGACAGACUAAAGGACUAAAGUAUUGAUGAAGCACUGGCUAAAUCCUACUGGUGCCACUAUCAGCAAGUAGUCAAACAGUAUUGUGGGUAAGAUAGGAAAACAUUAGCCAAGGUGAAAAUAGACCAACAUGCCGAUGAACGAAGUUUAAACUAAAAAAAGUUAUAUAUCUUGGAUGCCACUGAAGAUCACAUGUUAAUUAUAAAGAUAAAUAUGCAAGUCCUUCAGGGUGAAUUAUUCCUUUAAUACAGUAAAAUACAAGUGGAUCUACUAUCAUUAGUAGUAAACAUACAAGAACACACUGGAAAAAACGUGUAUACACUGCAUAUGGCCUUGACUACACCACAGACUGGGUAUACUCCCUCCUUCCCCAAUGGGAGGAUGGAUUCUAUUUCUGUGCCUCUGCUCGUUCAGCAAACGUGACCUGGAAACUCAGGCUACAGUUUUUUAUAUGCUAGGUCUGAUACUGUUUGGUAGGAACAAUAUCUUAGACCUGCACUGGUCCUUUUUUGGAUAAAAUUGGAGAAUGUUGGUCUGCACUGAUCUCAUCUGCUGUGUAACCUGGUCUGCACACCUGUUUAAAGAUUGUUAAUGAAUAACUGCCAUUGAUCACUAUAUCACACCUGAUUCAGCUUGAUUAACUUCAGCACAUUUCUUUCUGUUGGUUUCUUCACUAAACUGGCAAUCUAUACAUGUCUUAUAGCUUUAGUGAUAAUGCUCUGUAGCUUGUUAUGAGUGACUGCAAGCUUCUGUAAUUGCGUUAGGAGCGUAAAGCACAAUGACUAGGCUACUGUAGAUGGCAUUUGAAGGAUAGCACUAUUCUCAAUGUCAUUCACUGUAUACACACACAACACACAAACAUAUUUGCUUAGCGCUUAAUUCUUAUUCUGAAAACAGGUAGAUGCUCUGCUUCUUUCACACAUGCACACCCACACACACACACACACACACACAGGGCUUGCACAAUAUGAAUAGUCUCGGCCUCCUUUCCUACAGGAAUUAGCAUGAAAAAUUGCUGAAUGACGUUAUAGGCUUUUUAUACCGCCCUUUUUCGGUGCAGGAUUCAUCACUACCUAAACACACACACACAUAUACACACACACACAGAAAUGCACAUAUAAAUGUCUCUGUGAAGGAGAACAUUUAUCACCUUCAAUCCCCUUGACUGCACGCAGGGAUACACACCCACUCAUACACUAGAUUACAUUACUUUACAACUCCUUAUGGUUCUAGGUUGGCAAAAAAAAAAAGUCAUGGCAGAUUGAUUUUUCAUCUGACAGUAGGUAUUGUUUAAUUGGAUAUUUGCCAUGAUCGUUACAACUCAUUUAAAGGCCAUCAUUAUUUGCAUGUUUGUAUUUUUAAAAUUGUGUUUCUGCUAACUUUUGCACUACUCUGGCUGAUUGAAAUAUAGGUUUGUUUAAUAAAAAGCCCACAGAUUGGGCUGCUAAUGAUAUUUAAUGUAGAAUAUUUUAUGUUGGAUGUUUUUAAAGACUAUGUUCAAUUUUUUGUACUGGAAUGAAGUCUGUUUACAGCACCAUUA